Rubroshorea leprosula is the source of this 1409-nucleotide messenger RNA. Lineage: Eukaryota; Viridiplantae; Streptophyta; Magnoliopsida; Malvales; Dipterocarpaceae. The record is from the annotation of a GenBank genome assembly.
CCUAAUAGUUUUCUGCACUCCUACUCAGCAUCUCCUCCAUCUUCCUCCAUCGUGUUUUAGUUGUGACCAAAAAUGGAUGCCUGUUAUAGACUCCUCCGCAACGGCUAGUUUUGUAACUAACUGAAGUAUUAGAAGGUAGAUUUGAGAAUACUAUGUACCGACCGAGUUCCCCUGAGUGUCAGAGACUCGAGAGUUGAGAUAGCUGCAACUGUCUGUGCUGGAGCAGGGGAACGGAAGCUGUUGUCCCGAAGAAGAACAACGAGGGUUUGGGAGUGGGAGUUGCCGUUGCUAGAGAAGAGUUGCGAGAUUGGAGGUGCCGUCGCUGAUUUUUUUUGGAGAACAGCAAUAUCUUAGACCUAGGGAUUUGGAUUUUGGAGAAGAGGGGUUUCGGUAGAAGAUAUUCUCCGAGUGUGCUGAGCUGAAUCCUGAUCCAAUUGAAGAUGAUGAAGAAGGGCAGGGUUGGGUUUUUAGUUGGAAGAUGAGGCUAGAGAGACUGAAGAUUCUGGAUGGGAAUUCUCUCACAAUUUAGUGAACUUGAUUGGUCAUUCAAAUGGCUAUCAUGACCUAGCUCAUACAGUGCUUCAGCUCCAGAUUAAUGAUUAAUGCUUUGAGGAUGUAGAAGAGAUGUAACAUGCAAGCGACAGUACCCAUCAGUGAGUCAUGUAUGCUUGCUUUUCGUUUAAACCAUUCGCUAGAAGUUUGUAGUUUGGCAGAGUAAAUUAAAUGCAACUUGCUUUAACCUUCACCCCACGCAUUUCUCUGUAUGCUUUAUGACUGGAUUGCACUCUUGCCCUUAUUUUAUAUCCUUUUUAUUUUCAUUCUCACAUUUGUGUAUCAGAUUGGAUAACAUGUAAAACAAUCAGCCAGCCUUGUAAAAGAUGGGUGAUCUUUUACUUUAGAUCACACAGAGGGGAUCCAUCUAUUUGUGGAGCAUUUAUUCUUUUUCUUUUUCUUGAUUAAUCAGAUCAAUUUGAUUUGUUUUUACAAAAUAACAAAAUUGGAAUUUGUUGGUUCAAAUUUAUGAUCCAAGAGUACUCUAUAUCCAUGGGUAAGGAUUUGUUGGUUCAAAUUUGGGUUCUGCUGCUUUGGCUAUGGUUGGACGCAACUCUAAUGGUGAAGUUUUUUUUGGAAAGACUUGGUUAUGUAUGGCUAUUUCUCCACUUAUGGCUGAGGCGGUUGCUUUGCUUAAAGCUGUUCAAUUUGUGGGAAACAUGGGAGUUCACAAUGUGAAAUUUGAGUUGAUAAUCAAGAAUUAAUUUCAUGUCUUCAACAAUCUAACAAACCUCUUCCAUGGGAGGCUAAGUCUAUUAUUAUGAGUAUUAAACAACUUUAUAGUCUCCAUCUUGAAUUUUUGUUCACAUGUUUCGCGGGAUGGAAAUCAGGUUGCAGCUGGCUGGCUCGUUCAUCUC